Erigeron canadensis is the source of this 1280-nucleotide messenger RNA. Its product is annotated as protein POLYCHOME-like. Bases 100 to 876 code for a protein of 258 amino acids. The record is from RefSeq and is a predicted model, not a curated record. The transcript is spliced from 3 exons. Gene Ontology annotation, biological process: negative regulation of ubiquitin protein ligase activity; regulation of nuclear division. Lineage: Eukaryota; Viridiplantae; Streptophyta; Magnoliopsida; Asterales; Asteraceae. Gene Ontology annotation, cellular component: nucleus.
UUUUCUACUUCUUCAAUUCACCCCCAAAUUAUAAACACUCUCCGCCUUUGUUGUCGAUUACCCCCAAAUUUUCAAUCCAAAUUCAUCAGUUGAGUAAACAUGCCGGAAGCACGUGAUCGACUUGUUAGGCCAAACGAUGUUGCUGAAACGUAUCGUGCUCGUUUAACAUCUGUUGGUAGAACACGAAUUAGGCCAGAUGAAAUUGGUGAUGAAAAUCGGGCACCGUUCAGAUGGGGUUCGACAUCGUUGACUGGAGGUGGCUUAGGUCAACACAAUGGAGGUGUGGCACAUUUAACUAGAGGAAGGGGUAUAUUUGGAAGUCCAGUGGUGAAUAGGCAUAACGGUGGCCAGAGACAGAACACACCACCAUCUCGUAACGUUUCACGGCGUGGAAGAGGUGCAAAUUCAUGGGCAAAUGGUGUAUUACCUUCUUGGUAUCCACGUAGGCCACUUGCCGAUAUCACUCAUAUCGAUAGGGCAAUUCAGAAAAGAAGAGAGCGAUUGGGAAAUGGUAAUGGUCAAGUUUUGGAGACCCCGGCCCCAACAAGGAUCUAUCGACAACAGCCUGCUGAUCAAGAUCCUUCUCCAUCAGGCGCUCGCCUUGAGCAAGAGCUUUUUCUAGUAACUCCGAAGCCAAACAUAGCAUCUAAAACAUUUAAGUCGUCGAAUUUGGGAAAGGUUCCGAUGAUUUUUGCUGAUUUUGCUAAUCAAGGUGGAGGUGAAUCAGAGUUUUUGACACCUGCGAAGAGGCUGCUGAACUCGAUCGACAUUGUUGAGAAAGUGGUGAUGGAGGAAUUGGCUAGAUCGAAGAGAACCCCGGCUGCCAAAAAGGCUGAAAGAGAGAAAAAGGUCAGAAUUCUGAUGUCAAUGCGGUGAUCUGAAAUGAAUGUGGUAAGCUGAUCAACUCUUUCUUAGAAUUGAUGUACAGUUGAAGGCUCUCAACUCUUGUUGAUCACAGGAUUGAUGAACGAGCAAGGUUGGUUUGGUUGAUGGAUCAUCAACUGAUGAUUGGGUUUCCAGUGUUAUAGUACUUGUUUACCUUUUCUUCUUGAAACAUUAGCCUAUAUUCAGUGUAGAAUGAUAUGACCCAGCUGUUAGGAGAUAAAUCUUGUAUCCAUAGUUGAUUUUGUUAUACAUUAGUUGAAACUGUAAACCCGAGUAAUAGCAUUUCUGGGACAAGUAGCUGAUGGUUUUUUGUACCCAUGACUCCAUGAGUCAUUCGCUUAAAAUACUCAUUUGUUGUUGAGAUUGGAUAUAAGUAAUAAAGCAUUUAUUAUUGC